AUGAGCGACACUGACGACGACCGGGACGACCCGGAUUGGGUACAACGGGAGAUUGAACAUAAGCACAGCGUCAUUUUACAUCAUAAACCCAACCUGGUCAUCAAGGCCGGCUACAAUGUGCGACCUUCAGCAACGGCGGCGCUGAAACUUAUCCGACGCCACGCCCCGACGGUCCCUACGCCGGUCGUCCAUAGGCCUUGCGAAUACUAUCAUUUCUACGAGCGCGGCACCCCCUUUUACGGGAAAAUAGACAUGAGCUACAUAGAUGGUUUCACCCUCAAGGAAGUAUGGGAUGACCUUGUCGACUCGCAAAAGCAUCGCAUGUGUCAAGAUAUCUGGCAUCUCAUCAGCCAGAUUCGGGACGUCCCGCGUCCCGAAGACCUCCCCAGUGGCCACUACCGCACGACAGACGGCUUUCCUUGCCUGGAUAUGCUUGUUGGCGACCACAGAAAUGUAGCGCCCGAAGUGAUGGAUGACGAGACGCUGCGGACUCGAAUCAUCGAUCGAUAG
Messenger RNA from Purpureocillium lilacinum, 510 nucleotides. RefSeq lists its product as uncharacterized. The record is from RefSeq and is a predicted model, not a curated record. NCBI's taxonomy places the organism in Eukaryota, Fungi, Ascomycota, Sordariomycetes, Hypocreales, Ophiocordycipitaceae.